AUGACCCUGUCUGGAGGCAGCGACAGAGCCAGCGACAUGUCCGGCCAGACCGUGCUCACGGCGGAGGACGUGGAUAUCGACGUGGUUGGAGAGGGAGACGACGAGGGCAUGGAGAGGGGGGACAGCGACUGCGACAGCCCGGGGGGAGGCAUCCUGCACGGCCUCCGAGGUGAGCCGGGGGACGACGAGGUGGAGGAUGAGAUCGAGGUGGAGAAGGAGGAGAUGGGCUCCGGUGGAGGGAGUCCGAGCUGCGAGAGCUCCGGGGAGGGAGAGGCUGGCACCGGCAAGGGAGAGGGUCAGGACGGGAGCUCCGCGUCGGGAGGCUCGCUCCAGAAGCCCAAAAGCAGCCUGGUGAAGCCGCCUUACUCCUACAUCGCCCUCAUCACCAUGUCCAUCCUCCAGAGCCCGCAGAAGAAACUCACCCUCAGCGGGAUCUGCGAGUUCAUCAGCAGCCGCUUCCCGUACUACCGGGAGAAGUUCCCGGCGUGGCAGAACUCCAUCCGCCACAACUUGUCCCUGAACGACUGCUUUGUGAAAAUCCCACGGGAGCCCGGCAACCCCGGCAAGGGCAACUACUGGACCCUGGACCCCGCGUCCGAGGACAUGUUCGACAACGGCAGCUUCCUCAGGAGGAGGAAAAGGUUCAAGAGGGUUCAGCCGGACAUGCUCCGGGACCAGACCGCGCUCAUGAUGCAAAGUUUCGGCGCGUACGGCCUCGGGGGCCCCUACGGGAGGCACUACGGGAUCCACCCAGCGUAUGCCCAUCCGGCGGCUCUGCAGUACCAGUACAUGCCCCCGGUGGGUCACAUGCUGCCGCCGGGCGUCCCCCUCCUGCCCUCGGUGGAGCUCAACCGAAAGGUGUUCAACUCCCAGCUCAGCCCGAGCCUCCAGAUGCAGCUCAACAGCCUGAGCACGGCGUCCAUGAUCAAAUCAGAGCCGUCCAACAGGCCGUCGUUCAGCAUAGAGAACAUCAUCGGGGUCUCCAGCGCGUCCUCGUCCUCGCCCCAGGCCUUCCUGCGGCCUCCGGUGACCGUGCAGUCGGCCCUGCUGAGCGCGCAGUCCCUGUCCCUGACCCGGAGCUCCGCGGCCAUCGCCCCCCUCCUCAGCGUUCCGUCCAGUCUCCUCUCGGGACACGGUUUAUCCUCCGCGACGACGCUGUCCAAGUGGCCGUCACAAUGACUUUAUCACAGGAAGAUAUAGACUCUUAUUUUUUAUAUAGAGACCUUACGGGGGAGAGCACAUAUCUAUAGGCAGCACUGGACUUUGUAGCCAAGUAAAGACUGUUGUUGAGACAGAGCAAAUAAAAAGAGAAGAAGAGAUAUUUCUGUACAGGUAAUAUUUGUAAAUAUUUGUAGAAAAGAAAAAAGAUUUUACCUGUUUGACUUUUAAAUGUCGUUUUUUUUGUUUUUUUGUUUUUGUCCUCGUUUGAAAUCUGUAAUAAUUAUUUUUCUUUAAUUUCCAUUUUUUGUAUCGGGAAGCUCCAGUGGACCCAGUUCCCUUUUUUCAUACAAGACACAAAACAAAGCUCUGAGGAAAAAGAUUGUUUAUAAUGAUAAUUGAAAAAGAUAUCAAGCAUAUGUAAUUCUAUGUAGCUAU
Pleuronectes platessa (European plaice) is the source of this 1596-nucleotide messenger RNA. It is a transcript of the gene foxd3, whose product is annotated as forkhead box D3. The transcript has a single exon. Lineage: Eukaryota; Metazoa; Chordata; Actinopteri; Pleuronectiformes; Pleuronectidae. Gene Ontology annotation, biological process: regulation of transcription by RNA polymerase II; anatomical structure morphogenesis; cell differentiation. Gene Ontology annotation, molecular function: RNA polymerase II cis-regulatory region sequence-specific DNA binding; DNA-binding transcription factor activity, RNA polymerase II-specific. The record is from RefSeq and is a predicted model, not a curated record. Bases 1 to 1179 code for a protein of 392 amino acids.